AUGUCCACUUUAAUCCAAAGUAAUGGAUCGGAAGAUAGCACCUCCGAAAGCGAUGUAGAUAAAGCUGAAGAAGUCGAGAAAUCCGAGAAAGUAGGUUCAGUUAAACGGAAGAGUAAACGCCGACCAGUGGAAGUUUCGUCUAAAAAACCAGUCAGUCGGUUCAGAAAAGUUGUCGACUUACCCUCGAAUAUAAAGAAAAGACGUGACCCGCGUUUCGAUAAUCUUUCAGGCAAAUUUAAUGAGGAUUUAUUUGAAAAAUCCUAUAAUUUCUUGAAUGAGUACAAGGAUUCAGAGAUCAAGGAGCUUCAAGAUCGGAUCAGUAAAGAAAAAGAUCCAGAAGAAAUAGAAAAACUACGGCAAUUGUUGUCGAAAUUGCAAUCGAAAGCAGCACAUGAGAAACAAUUAAAACAAAAAAAACUGUUGAAACGUGAACGAAGAAAGGAAGAAUUAGAACUUGUUUCCCGUGGGAAAACACCAUUUUAUAUUAAGAAAUCCGACGAGAAAAAACUGGAACUUAUUGAUAAAUUCGAAAAAAUACAAAAGUCGAAUCCUAAAGCUCUUGAUAAAUUUAUAGAAAAGAGGAGGAAACGGAAUGCAGCUAAAGAACAUAGGCAUAUGCCAUUUAAGAGACGGAAGGUUGAGUGA
Messenger RNA from Acaulospora morrowiae, 645 nucleotides. NCBI's taxonomy places the organism in Eukaryota, Fungi, Glomeromycota, Glomeromycetes, Diversisporales, Acaulosporaceae. The record is from the annotation of a GenBank genome assembly.